AGGCCACGAGUCCUCUCGGUGCGUCGGUGACAAGACCUUCCCCUUUCUUUCCCGCAUUCCUCUUUGCCGAAGCUAAACCCUAGGCGUGAUCUCCGCCGGUCCCCGGCCAUCACCGGCCCUGUCCGGCCUCGCGUCACCUCUCUUUUCUCACCCUCUCGCUUAGAGAAUCCCGCUUUGGCCGGCAUAGGGCGUGGAGACCCCUCCUCGUUCGCAGCCGAAGAAUCUCCUAAAAAUCCUAUUUUGAAGCCCAUCAACGGCCUAUCCGGUGGGGUGAUUAUUCAACGACACAGGUUGGUCAUAGUGGGGAGGAGCUGGUUGUGCAAGCAUAUUUGUCACCGUUGUUUCUUUCUGCAGAAACUACCUGGAACAGCUGCUCCUACAGGGAAGUUAUGCUACGAGCAGGACCCAAGGAAAUGCAGAAUCAUGAUAACAACAAUCAGAAGGUUUAUCCUCAACCAAUGGAUGAGAGUGUGAAUCAGAAUAAGGACUCCAUGGAGACUUUCAUAUCGAAGAUUUUUAAUAACAUUUCCUCUCUGAAAGGAGCAUAUAUUCAACUUCAGGAAGCUCAUACUCCCUAUGACCCAGACAAGAUUCAAGCUGCUGAUAAGCUUGUUAUAGAGGAGCUCAUGAAGCUGUCUGAACUCAAGCAUUCCUAUAGGGAUAAAAACCACCCCAAGCUCACAUCAGCAACACCACAAGAUUCACGUCUAGUUGCGGAAAUACAAGAGCAGCAAAACCUGUUAAAAACUUAUGAGGUCAUGGUAAAAAAAUUUCAGUCCCAGAUUCAGACUAGAGACUCUGAGAUUGUUCAAUUGCAGCAACAAAUUCAGGAGUCAACUCAGAGAAAGUUCAAACUUGAGAAGAAACUCAAGCAGAGGGGUUUGCUUUCCAAGGAACGUGAUGAUUCUGAAGAAGAAAAUAACUUCUUCUCUGUUGAAUUGACCCCAAACUUGUUCUGUUCUGCUGUGGAUACAGCAUACAAAUCUAUCCAUGAUUUCUCAAAGCCUUUAAUUAACAUGAUGAAAGCAGCGGGGUGGGACCUGGAUGCAGCAGCCAAUGCUAUUGAACCAGCAGUUGUUUAUGCAAGCAGGUCACACAAAAAGUAUGCAUUUGAGUCUCAUAUUUGUCAGAGAAUGUUCAUUGGAUUCGACGAAGAGAGUUUCUCCGUUGAGGCAGGCAAUCUUUCCAUUUCUAAUGAGGGUUUCUUCCAUCAAUUUCUUGCUGUAAGAGCCAUGGAUCCGUUGGAUAUAUUGAGCCAAAACCCAGAUUCAGUUUUUGGAAGAUUUUGCAGGAUGAAGUACUUGAUGGUUGUGCACCCAAAGAUGGAGGGAUCUUUCUUUGGUAAUCUGGAUCAGAGGAACUAUGUGAUGAGUGGUGGGCACCCUAGGACACCUUUCUACCAGGCAUUUCUGAAGUUAGCAAAGUCAAUAUGGAUGUUACACAGAUUGGCAUAUUCAUUUGAUCCCAAAGUUAGGGUUUUUCAGGUGAGAAAUGGGAGUGAAUUCUCAGAGGUUCAUAUGGAAAGUGUGGUGAAAAACAUUGUUUUGGGUGAGGGAGAUCAAAGACCUAAAGUUGGGCUUAUGGUGAUGCCAGGUUUUAUGAUUGGGGCAAGUGUCAUACAGUCCCAGGUGUACCUUUCAGGUGUCAGGUGUGCUGAAUGAAGAUUGAUGCAUUUUGGGUCUCUUGCUGAAGUGGGAAGCACCAUCUAUCUCGGUUGUUGGAUUGCUAAAGUCAAUGGUUUGUUUCGAUGUUUGUCUGUAACUGUAAAUUUAAGGUUUAGGGGAAAAUUAAGUGGAUCUGGGACCUGUAGCAUGCCUGUGACAGUAAAUUGAAAAUAUUGAAGGAAUUUUUACUGUAUGUUAGUUUACAAUUGGUGUUUGUACUUGGUGCAAGAUAGUAAUUGUAGAUAUAAGUGGAGCACCGUUUGUUAAAAUGUGUAUUGUAUGGUAAAUCAGUGGGACUUAUUUGAUACUUGCUUUCCGAACGCUGGGAUGAGGAUUACCAUGUAAACUUGUUCGUGUUUAUGGUAUUGGUCUGGAUGUUGUGCAAGCUGUAAACAUUCAACUUUCUUUCCUUCC
Elaeis guineensis (African oil palm) is the source of this 2078-nucleotide messenger RNA. Its product is annotated as protein GRAVITROPIC IN THE LIGHT 1. Lineage: Eukaryota; Viridiplantae; Streptophyta; Magnoliopsida; Arecales; Arecaceae. The record is from RefSeq and is a predicted model, not a curated record. Gene Ontology annotation, biological process: response to red or far red light; negative gravitropism.